Hemicordylus capensis (graceful crag lizard) is the source of this 7207-nucleotide messenger RNA. RefSeq names its product oxysterol binding protein like 8 (gene OSBPL8). Gene Ontology annotation, cellular component: cytosol; intracellular membrane-bounded organelle; membrane. Bases 587 to 3196 code for a protein of 869 amino acids. The record is from RefSeq and is a predicted model, not a curated record. Gene Ontology annotation, molecular function: cholesterol binding. Lineage: Eukaryota; Metazoa; Chordata; Lepidosauria; Squamata; Cordylidae. The transcript is spliced from 24 exons.
CCAGAGGGGUGUGGUUGCGCGUGAAACCUCCUCCCCUCCCUCCGGAGAAGGCUCGCGGAGUCUGGGAGAAGCCAAAGAGGCAGCGGCGCGGCGGCUGUUGAUGAGAGAAUCAAGCGGCGACUGGGAUCUGCAACGGCAGCGAGUGAGCAAGGGGCGCGCGCACCACCACCAGCAGCGGUAGCAGCAGCGGCAAGAGCGCCAAGAGCGGGGCUUCUCUCCACUCGAGCCUGCCUGCUCUCCUCGCGCACCUUGUGUUGCUCUGGCCCUGCCCCUUUCCGGAGGUGGCGGGUCCGGGGACGGAGGGCCAGUGCGCCCCCUUGCCCGGCGGGGAGCCUUGGGAGAGAUUACAAAAUGGAAGAAAUCUAAAUGAAAGUUAGACAAGCUCUGUUUCAGCAUGGAGACUGCUUUGUUUGAAGGCGAACCUGAUAGAGCAUCACUGUGAUAACAAACAAUGAUGAAUCUCAUGCUCUGACUCCAGGAAAGAUGAGCCAGCGUCCGGGGAAAGAAGGCUAUCUUACUCCAACCAAAGAGCUACAUCCGCCUUCAUUCAGUCCGGGAACCGCCCAUGGCCAGGAACAUCUAACUCAUGAAGGAAGAGGGUCCACUGCGGCGUAGGUUUUCUUCAUGUGCUGGGGUUUCGUUACAUCCACGAGCUGAUGGUCGAAAACUUGUCCGGAAUGCUUCAUUCGGAGGAUACAAUGAAUUUCUACCAGUCUUUCGAGGUUUUGACAAAGGGAAGGAUGAUGCAUCACAAAGUAAAGAUGAUUCUGCACAGUCAAUGUCAAAAAGCAAGUCAGAAUCUAAGCUGUAUAAUGGCUCUGAGAAGGACAUUGCCGCUGCUGCUGCUGCCACCACCACCACCACCACCUCUUCUGCCACCAAACUCACAAAGAAGGAGUCUCUUAAGGUUCAGAAGAAGAAUUACAGAGAAGAGAAGAAAAGAGCCACAAAAGAGUUACUUAGCACAAUCACAGACCCAUCUGUUAUUGUUAUGGCUGACUGGUUGAAGAUUCGUGGCACACUAAAAAGCUGGACCAAACUUUGGUGUGUGUUGAAACCAGGGGUGUUGCUUAUCUACAAAACUCCUAAAAAUGGCCAGUGGGUGGGAACAGUACUUUUGAACGCUUGUGAACUCAUUGAGCGGCCUUCGAAAAAGGAUGGAUUUUGUUUCAAACUUUUCCAUCCUUUGGAACAGUCCAUCUGGGCUGUUAAGGGUCCUAAAGGUGAAGCCGUUGGCUCAAUAACACAGCCAUUACCCAGCAGUUACUUGAUCAUCCGAGCAGCCUCAGAAUCCGAUGGUAGGUGUUGGAUGGAUGCGCUGGAGCUAGCUUUGAAAUGUUCAGGUUUGCUCAAGCGUACAAUGAUCAGAGAAGGUAAAGAGCAUGAUCUCAACUCCUCAACAGAUGGUGCACAUGUGUCGUUCUAUGGUCUACUGCGUGCAAACAACGUGCAUAGUAGUGAAAGCUUCCCGUUAAAUGACGGUGAAAUCGAAAGGCAUAAUUAUAAAGAUCCAGAUAUGUAUUCUGAUAAAUCUGAUAAAGAAAAUGAUCAUGAUCAUGAUGAGUCGGACAAUGAUGGCUUGGGAGAAAGUGACACUGACACAUCGGAGCGACAGGAUGAUUCAUACAUUGACCCUGAACCUGAUCCUGUCAAAGAAACCACUUACUUGGAAGAGGUUCAUGAAGAACUUGGAGAGGCAGGAGAAGCUGCUCAAACAGAAACUGUGUCAGAAGAGAACAAGAGUUUGAUCUGGACCCUCUUAAAACAAGUACGCCCAGGAAUGGACCUCUCCAAGGUGGUGCUACCUACAUUUAUUUUGGAAACUCGUUCAUUCUUGGACAAACUGUCCGAUUACUACUAUCAUGCUGACUUCUUAUCUGAAGCCGCCCUUGAAGAGAAUGCUUACAACCGUAUGAAACAAGUUGUGAAAUGGUAUUUGUCAGGAUUCUACAAAAAGCCAAAGGGACUUAAAAAACCCUACAAUCCUAUACUUGGUGAGACCUUCCGUUGCAUGUGGAUUCAUCCAAAGACGAAUAGCAAGACGUAUUAUAUUGCGGAACAGGUAUCUCAUCAUCCUCCAAUAUCUGCCUUCUAUGUAAGCAAUCGAAAGGAUGGAUUUUGCCUUAGUGGUAAUAUUUUGGCCAAAUCCAAGUUUUAUGGAAAUUCAUUAUCUGCCAUCUUGGAUGGUGAAGGUCGCCUGAUGUUCCUAAAUAGAGGAGAGGAAUAUUUAAUGAGCAUGCCAUAUGCACAUUGUAAAGGAAUUCUGUAUGGCACAAUGACUUUAGAGCUUGGGGGAACAGUUGGCAUCAAAUGUGAAAAAACUGGAUAUAGUGCAGCACUUGAAUUCAAACUAAAGCCAUUUUUGGGCAACAAUGACAGUGUUAAUCAAAUAAUGGGGAAAAUUAAACUGGGCAAAGAAGUUCUAGCUACUCUGGAAGGCCAUUGGGACAGUGAAGUUAUUAUUAGGGACAAAAAGACAGAUGUUUCAGAGACAUUCUGGAAUCCAACACCUGAGAUCAGACAGCACAGAUUAAGAAGAUACACGGUGAGAUUUGAAGAGCAAGGUGACUUUGAAUCAGAAAAACUCUGGCAACAUGUGACCCGAGCUAUAAACAACAAAGACCAAGCAGAAGCAACUCAGGAGAAAUGUAUUUUGGAAGAAGCUCAGAGAAAGGCUGCCAAAGAAAGGAAAGCCCAGGAUGAGGAAUGGGUAUGCAAACUCUUUGAUCAAGAUGCAGUCCCGGGAGAGUGGAGUUACAGAUAUGCAGACACAAGACCAUGGGAUCCUUUGAAUGAUAUGAUACAGUUUGAAAAAGAUGGUACCAUCCAGACAAAAGUCAGACACAGGACACCAAUGGUUAAUGUUGCAAAAAUAAAGAGGUCUGCUAAGUCAAAGAAAGGGGAGUGUGGCUUUUCCUCACCAGAACCUGAUAAUCAGGACUCUUCUGGAAGUGAAGCACAACUCAAACACAAUACAAGAAUCCGUAAGAAGAUGCUGGAUCUUGGUGAACUGCAAAGUGCCAUUGAAUCUAUAAGGGAGACCCAGGAAGACAUUCGAAGGGACAUGAUGGCUUUACGAACUCGAAUGACCUCAAGCUCACCGACUCAAGAUAAUAGUUUCUUUCAGUUCAAGCACUAUGUCUUCAUUUUGCUGAUGAUUCUCCUACAGCUUUUCAUCAAUUAUUGGUUUAAAUAGAAUGCCUGGACAGAAGAAUAUUUGAACUGAAAUGAUUAUAUUCUUCGUGGGACCAUAUUUUAAGCUUGGCUUGACUUCAAAUAAUGCAAUAUUAUAUAAAAGAGAAGCGCCCAGAGGAUAAGACUUUAGGCCUUUGCCUCAAACACUUGUGCUCACAUGGAGCAAUGUCUGUUAUAUUCCGUCCUAGCCAGAUGACAUGGACAAUGCAUAUGUGCCAGUACCUUUCUCUUUGCAUCUUUCACAUGCCGGAUAACUGCCUUGCAUAUUCCAAUGUGUUGUAGACUGCAGUGAUAAAUACCAGUACAUAAUAUGUCAGGCUGGAAUUUCAAAAACAUAUAUUUUCAUUAUAACCAUAUAAUCCCCAUUGGUCAUGUUAGUAAAAAAAAUGAAUUUUAACCCAAGACUUGUUUAAAGUUUACUGGGUACUGUAAUCUUAAUUCAUUAGGAGACAUACAUUGAUGUUAACUUUAAACAUUAAUAAUUGUACAAAGAAUAAACUAUUCAACCUUUCACUGCCAUUAAAAGACAUUGUGCUAUUAGUCCAUCAACAUUUCAUUAACUCUAGAACAUUUCAGUGAUGGUAGAUGUAGUUUUCCUUAAUUUAUGAAAACUGACUUCCAUUGGUAGUACUAGAGUUAAGGAGAAACAUCAGGGCAACAGUUCUACAAAGUGCACAGAUAGUUUGUGUGUUGAUCAAUUCAAUUUCAGAAACUCUUGGAUAAAGUGUGGGAGGAUGGGGCUAUCCUGCUAGAUGAUGGGGCUUCCUAGAUUGUAUUCUUGGGGUACUAAUCAAACAUGAUUUUUUAAAAAACUACAUUAUUGCUGGACAUUUGGCUUAUCAGGACCAUUGUGGUCAUCUGGUUGCAAUUAUGCCUGGAUAGUUAUGUCAUUUUUUACAGGUUUGGAUAGCAAACUCCUUUUUUGAACAGUGGUUUCCUAAAGCCAGUUAAUUUGCUGCUUCUGCCUGUUUUAGGUGCCCAAAAUAUUAGCACACUAGUCUGUGCUUAAUUUCUGUUUAAAAUAUAGAUUUGCUAUGAUUCUUUAAGUGAAAUAACACGCUGAGCAAAUCUUAUUGGAUUCCUUCAGAAUUAAGCUCCCAGAGAAGUUCUUAUGUUGUGGUAUGUAUAGUACUAAUUUAAGAUGCAUGGCAAAAUGCAAAAUAUCAGGAACUCAAAUCCUCUUAUCAAUAUUGUGUUACAGCACACAAAAGCCCUCUCACUAAGACAUAAUACAUAGUUGGUCAGUUUAGGAUUAAUACUGUGUUUAGCAGCUGAUGGUUUAAUUUUUUGUUUUUAUGCAGCCCAAAUAACUAAAGCAAAAGGAGCUACCUGCAUACAAAUAAAUAAUAUUUAGCUGGACAUGUCUAUCUGAUUAAUAUCUGCAUAUCUUUAGUCUUUCAGUCUUACCCUUUAUUCUGCCUUGUGAACUCCUUGCCAAGUCUUUAAAAAACAAAGAUUAUCUCAGAUACACAGAACAACUUCCCCCUGCCCAUCUCCAUGGGUAUUACAAAGUUUCUGAAGUGCUGGAGUUCUUAAGAAGAAUUUUAACUUGGUUGUAGCAAAUGUCUAUGUAGCCAUGAUCCAUGUGCAUUGCAGAUUGGCUGGGAUAUUGAUGUAUACGAGUCUGUGAAAGAUCUAUCGUGACAGUAGCACCAACAGAGCUAUACAAUGAAAAGAUUAUAUGGUGAUUUAUAUUUAUUUGUAAGCACUUGGAAAAUCAGCUAUUCAUAGUGCAGUCCGCAUUGGUCAAAACUGUUACAUUUACCUUGUUUUCAGUUGGCUUUGACCCUGUCUGCUAAUGCACAUUUAUAUCAGACUUUUCCUGUGUUUGCUUGUUGUUUGGUUUUGUUUGUGCAUUUCUUGUGUGAGAUUGAGCUAGGAAAAUGUAUUUGAUUACUUCUUUUUCAGGUGUUUCUUAAGUACCUGUGGCUACCUUAAAUAGGAAAUACAACUUCUGUGACAACAUUAAAUCACAGCUGUCCAAUCUUCUGUCUCAAAUACAGAAAAGCACAGCACUUAAAGCCUAAAUUCCUCCUUUGCUCCUUUAUAUGACUCCUUAUGUGAGCAGAACAAAGGAAUUGGUUGCCUGAUUACCUUUUUAUAUGAUCUGGUUGAUUACGGGCCUUGUUUAUUAAAUGUUUCUUCAUAUGUGAUAUUUAGCCAUGUGUUUUAUGACCUUAAAUUCUUUCGAGUGACUGUUUUCUGCACAGAGUUAUUUAAAGAAAAAAACUGUGAUUGUACAGUUUGUAGAAAUGCGAGGGCACUGGCCUCCCUGCUAAUUUGUAGUAUUUAAAACCGAGCACUUGCUUUCUCACUUGAUUAUGUAUGUUUUCCUUUGUAUAUAAGAAGAAAAUACUCAAAUUUCUUGUUGUUGCCAUGUUUCUGGCUGUUUGUUUAAAAGAAAUGCACUAUAAGCAUUUAAUAUGCCAUGUUAACUAUUAACAUAAUACCUAAAAGGAAACUAAAUGUGUAGUGUGUAGAGUAGUAAAUAGUUAUGGCAAUAUGCAGGGUUUCUUCUAUUUCACAUCUUAGGUUAGUUUUUAACUACUAAGCGUUCCUUAUAAGUGUACAGCAUGCUUGUUUUUCCAUGAAAAGUUGGUUCUGACAGCUAACCUGUACAAUGUUUCAAAUGAUUUUUACAGUUCACUGUCCUCCUGUGCCUUCGGGGAAAAUCUUCUUUCCAAUUCAAUGUUAAAGCAAUGGAAUGAGAGUUAAAUACAUUUGUCUCAUUUACCUUGAUUGUAGUCAUUUGCUUUAAUGGCUGUUGCUUCAUGGUUUUUAUCCUGUUGUAAAUAGAAUACUUAACUGCUGUACUCUUAUAAGAACUACUAUUAUAAUUCUACUGUAUCCUCAGUUUUUGGGCAUCUUUUGAAAGUAGGCCAUCAGAUACUUGAGUAUUGUAACAGUGCCUUGAUGGAGUUCACACAGAGAUGAGGGGGUGUGUGUUAUGUAUUUAUAUGUAUAUAAAGAUAUUGUCCAAGUUUGUGCCAUAUCUAUUCAUAAAUCUUCAUGGAAGCUGUUUCCAAUAUUAAUCUUCAUCCAAACAUUUCCUAAAAGAUAUGGUAUAAUUGUAGAACACAUCAGGUUUUUUUCAGUGACUAUAAUGGCUGGAUCUAACAAUCUCCAAAGUUUGGAGUGUGCACUCUUGUACAAUGAAGCUGCAAUGUUUUGUUUGUGAUACUACAAAAAUAGCCAUAAUAAAACUAGAACAUCACAGACAGAUUAUUUUGGCUUCAAUUUUGUUUUCAUGGGUUAAAAAAAAAAACCUAAGAAAAAAAUUUUGGGGAACAAAAAAUGAGAUUCAAAAGACAAAUAAUUAUAUAACUUCAAAUGGAAUCUGUGAGUGAGGUGGGAAAACCCUGCUAAUCAAACUGUCUCCUUGUGUGAACCAAGAAGCACAUGUAGUAUAUUUAAACUUUGGCUAAAAUUUGGAAAGCACUUUUUAAAUGUAUAGCCUUCUACUAUUCUUGAACUCCUUGUUCACAUUCUUCUAGUUUCUGAAGUUCAUAAUUCCCACUAGGUCAUUUUUUAUUCUCUCUAUUUCCUGUUUGUUUGUUUUUUACUUUUAACAAUUGCUUGAAUUUUUAUACUGUUAAGCAUUUUUUAAACUGAAAAUGGGGCGUUGUACUAAAGCUGAUAGGACCAGUGUUUAAUCCAAUGCAAACAAUGUAAGGAAAGCCAGACGUUAUGACAAAAUAUGAAUGUGAAUGUACUUAAUAUAUAGAUAGGACAGUCUAUUCCUGUAAGUUUUGUUUCUGCAUAUCAUGUAAAAUAGCAUUAAUAUUAUUGCACUGGGUUCAUUUGUUUUUGUGUUUAAAUCAUGCUGCCUGCAGUGUGAUAAGAGAAACAAGUAAUUCCUCUAAAAGAACUGGUAAUUGUGUGUUGCAUGCUUAAGUGUACAGCCACGUUGAACAGCUUGUUUUAAAGGCCAUUUGUAAAUUUAAAACUAUACCACUGGUCAAUAGUUUUGUACAAUUAAAGAAAUAGAAUAAAGAACUGAUCAAGAACAUAA